Molecule: messenger RNA, 1367 nt
Organism: Phlebotomus argentipes
Lineage: Eukaryota; Metazoa; Arthropoda; Insecta; Diptera; Psychodidae
Product: pyruvate dehydrogenase E1 component subunit alpha, mitochondrial-like
Exons: 5
Coding region: 67-1248 (393 amino acids)
Biological process (GO): pyruvate decarboxylation to acetyl-CoA
Cellular component (GO): intracellular membrane-bounded organelle
Molecular function (GO): pyruvate dehydrogenase (acetyl-transferring) activity
Source: RefSeq, a predicted model, not a curated record
UGAAUUGAUAAUUGUGCGCCUUCGCUUGUGAAUUUUCACGUGUGCUCUUGAGUUGUUGAGGGAAAAAUGCUGAGAAAUCUCGUCGCUGACUUGCCCAUCUUCUGCCGAACUGCCAACAACACCACCGUGAAAAGUUCGAGACAUUAUGCAACAGAAGCAACAUUCAACCUUAAACCGUUUCGCCUGCACAAGUUCGAGAGUGGCCCCAAGGAAAAGGUCACGCUGAAUCGCGAGGAUGCUGUGAAAAUGUACAAGGAAAUGCAAACGAUACGACGCAUCGAGACGGCGGCCGGGAAUCUGUACAAGGAGAAAAUUGUCCGCGGCUUCUGCCAUUUGUACUCAGGACAGGAAGCUUGUGCUGUGGGGAUGAGGAAGGCCAUGAGGCCCGUGGACAGCAUCAUCUCGGCGUACAGAGUGCACGGCUGGACGUAUUUGAUGGGCGUCCCCAUCACGGGCGUGCUGUGCGAGCUGACGGGGCGCCGGACGGGCUGCGCCCGCGGCAAGGGUGGCUCCAUGCACAUGUACGCGCCCAACUUCUACGGCGGCAAUGGGAUUGUGGGGGCGCAGAUCCCGCUGGGAGCCGGCGUGGCGCUGGCCAACAAGUACCGCGGCGACGGCGGCGUUUGCCUGGCGCUUUACGGCGACGGAGCGUCGAAUCAGGGCCAAGUCUUCGAGGCGUACAACAUGAGCUUCCUCUGGAACGUGCCGUGCAUCUUCGUGUGCGAGAACAAUGGCUACGGCAUGGGCACGAGCGCCUCCAGAUCCUCCUCCAACACGGCGUACUACACGAGAGGCGACGCUCUGCCCGGAAUCUGGGUGGACGGCAUGGAUGUGCUGGCCGUGCGAGAAGCCACUCAGUUCGCCAUCGACUACGCCACCAAGACUGGGCCUCUGGUCAUGGAGGUCUUCACUUAUCGCUACUCAGGACACUCCAUGUCCGAUCCAGGCACCAGCUAUCGCACGCGCGACGAGAUCCAGGAAGUGCGCAACACCAGAGAUCCCAUCAUGCUGUUCAGGGACAAAAUCACAGACGCCGGACUCGUGUCAGUCGAAGAGAUUAAGAAAUUCGACACUGAAAUCAAGAAGGAAGUUGACGCCGCCACAGCGCUGGCCAAGUCAGACGCAGAGAUCGAACUCAAGGAGCUCACCACAGAUGUCUACUCGGCCAACAUCGAGCCCCGCAUUCGGGGCGCCCACGUGAAUCAGCAGCUCCCGCACUCGUCCCUCAAGAGGGCUGUCAACUUGUAGAGACUCUCCCCUCUUCGCAGCAUGCUAAUUAAAUUCCCUUGUUAACAUUUACAAAGACACGCUUCUAUGUACAGGGUGAAAGCUCGAGGGUUGCGCCCAAAAUAGACAAAUGGCUAGAA